This is a messenger RNA of Asparagus officinalis (garden asparagus), 1333 nucleotides long. RefSeq lists its product as uncharacterized. The transcript is spliced from 5 exons. The record is from RefSeq and is a predicted model, not a curated record. Lineage: Eukaryota; Viridiplantae; Streptophyta; Magnoliopsida; Asparagales; Asparagaceae. The coding region runs from base 104 to 1180 and encodes 358 amino acids.
AACGGCGGCAUAUGGGAACUGGUUCCCUCCUCUCUCUCUCUCUCUCUCCUCUAAAACUAUCAACUCCUCCAGAGCUCCAACUCCAAGCUUCCGCUCUCCAAUAAUGGCGGCCAAACCAAUCAGCUCGAUCUCAAUCUCAGCGGGCGACGACCCUCCUAACCCCUCAUCUCUCUCCACCUAUCUCGGCCUCUCCUUCGCCGUCUUCUUAGGCCUCCUCCCCAAAUCCUCCAUCCCCUACCUCUCCUCUCUCCAAUCCCGCAACCGAAUCCUCGGCCUCAAGCUCUUCCAGGCUGAGGACCAGCUGAAAACCCUGAGGUCGAGGAGGAAGGAGGACUCCAAGGCCAACGCCCGCGUCGUCGAGAUCUUCGCCAGCCACCGCCACGCGUGGCAGCAGGAGGAGCGGCAAUAUCUCUCUAGCUCAAAGAUGCUGGAUCUCGUGGCGGCGAGGAGAGAGGAAGAGGAGGAGCAAGAGGAGGCUAGGGUUAGGGUUUCGGAGGGGCUGGGGUUUGGGGAGAUGGACGAGAUGGCGGCGGCUUAUUACGCAGGGGAGAAGGGGAGGGAUUCGAAACGAUGGGUGGAGAGGGCUGCCAGCGGGUGGCAGCAGGAUAUGCAGUAUGAUUCUCUUGAAUCUAUGUAUCACAUGAAAAAUUUUGUAUCAAGGAGGGAAUCCCCUUGGAAGGUGGACGGUGAUUCAACUGUUUCCUCUAAGCUUAAAUUACUGGAGCAAGAGUUGAGUAAUUUGUCCAAGGUAUCAUCAUUGAUGAGGAAGCAAGCAAAGAGAUACCAAUCUCUUACUGGGAAAAUCGACGAUCUAUGCAGGAGAAUGCAAGCCAGUGACCCUUGUGAGCCAACCCUGAGUCCAGAGUUCCGGACACAGCAGCAGACAGAGUUCCUGCUCGAAGCUGUCCGCCUCCAACAUCGAUCAACUGAAACACGACAAAAACUGAGCUCCCUGCAAGUAGAGACAACAAAGAGCUUCGCAGGAGACGAGCUCACAGGACAGUCAAAACUAAGCACAAGAAGGUCCUUGGAUACAAUUGGAAACAACUUCAAGGAGAUACAAAGGAAUCUGGAGAUCUGGUUAGCAAGAAUCAUCGGUGAUGUUGAGGGUAUUUUAGCGAGGGAUGGCUCAUCACGUGUAAGGGAUUAUUGCAUAUCUCAGUACCCCUUGGUUCGAUGAUGUCUCAAAAUCACGUACGAGAUUUUUCGGCAUCUUCAGUAUAAUUUAUAUUGUUUUAUUAUAGCUAAACUAUCGAUGAUGAAGAUGACACGUAAAUAUACAGCACUCUUGACUUAGUAUAGAUUUAAAACAUAACUGAUGACUUCGCUUUAA